This is a messenger RNA of Talaromyces rugulosus, 2634 nucleotides long. RefSeq lists its product as uncharacterized. Lineage: Eukaryota; Fungi; Ascomycota; Eurotiomycetes; Eurotiales; Trichocomaceae. The coding region runs from base 1 to 2634 and encodes 877 amino acids. Gene Ontology annotation, molecular function: voltage-gated chloride channel activity. Gene Ontology annotation, biological process: transmembrane transport; chloride transport. Gene Ontology annotation, cellular component: Golgi apparatus; early endosome; membrane. The transcript is spliced from 5 exons. The record is from RefSeq and is a predicted model, not a curated record.
AUGGCUCGUUCCGUCCACGCCUUCUCGUCGGCUUCGCACGAUGACAAUGACGACGACGACGACGACUACGAUUACCACGAGUACCCGGCGCCGAUAACAGCCCCCGUUUCGCCUACUUUCCGGCGGCACAUGGCACAGGCACAGACAGAGGCACAAGAGACAGACAGCCUGUUGGGCGGGGACGCCGAGAGGGUGGCUUACGGAACCUCGAGGCCAAAGACGUUCUUUAGAUACAAUACCACAAACACUCUCCGUCGGUCUCGUUAUCACAGCCGCGUGGGCUCGCAGGCCGCUCGUUUUGGGCCCAGGUUGAACAACCAAGAAAGCGAUGUCAGCAAUCCGAAUAAAGAUUCUUCGAUGAUGGCCUCGUCGUUCCUAGAUGAACGUCUGUGGUACGAUCAAUUUACCUCUAUCGAUUGGGUUCAUGAUAGCAUCAAAGACGGCAUCCGACUGCGGCGUCUCAGAAGCCGGCAAGAUUUCCGCGGUCGAGUCCUCUCGCUGUUUGACGGAGCUCAGGGUUGGAUAUUGGUAGCUUUGAUCGGCUGUAUAACUGCUGCCAUCGCCUACUUUGUCGACGUGGCCGAGAGGAGCAUCUUUGAUGUCAAGGAUGGGUUCUGCACCGCUUCCUGGCUGGCUAGCCGGAGGGGUUGCUGUUCGGGCGAGCCAUACUGUGACCAGUGGAGGUCUUGGUCCCAAAUACUCGGACUGUCCGCUGUCGACAAUGAGAAAGUCGAUUUCGCCUUAUACGUCCUCUGGGCCGUCCUGAUGGCCAUGGUCGCGUGCGGCUUAACCAUGUUCACAAAGACUGUCGUCCCUUCAACCAUCUCCCUGUCGACAUUGGAUGAGAACCUAGGCGCCGAAAACGAACCGGGCCCUGCCAGUCCCAGUGGGUACUACACGAAACUGCGAAGUAACCCGUCUACGGUUUACUACUCGGCGGCCGGAAGUGGUGUGGCUGAGGUGAAGGUUAUUCUGAGUGGUUUUGUGUUGCACGGCUACCUUGGACUGAACACACUCAUAUUCAAAACCCUUGCUUUAAUCAUGUCGGUCUCUUCUGGCAUGAGUUUGGGAAAGGAAGGCCCUUAUGUGCACAUUGCCACAUGCGUUGGUAACAUUUGCAGCCGUAUGUUUACCAAAUAUCGGACCAACGACGCCAAACGACGUGAGGUCUUGGGCGCUUCGGCGGCCAGCGGCGUGGCUGUGGCUUUUGGAGCUCCUAUUGGUGGUGUUCUUUUUGGACUGGAAGAAGUCAGCUACUACUUCCCCCCAAAAACUCUCUUUAGGACUUUCUUCUGCUGCAUUGCCGCCACUUUGUCACUGAAAUUUCUCAACCCUUAUGGCACAGGAAAAGUUGUGCCAUUUGAAGUGCGAUAUGUCUCUGACUGGGAGAUAUUUGAGAUGGGCCUCUUCAUUCUCUUGGGGGUCCUGGGCGGCGUGAUUGGCGCACUGUUCAUCAAAGCAACCGGCAGGUGGGCAAGAUCGUUUCGUCGGAUACCUGCUAUCAAACAAUGGCCAAUGCUUGAAGUCGCUCUCGUUGCUUUCGUGACAGGGAUAAUCAGCUUUUGGAACCGCUACACCAAAGUGGGAGUGGCCGAGCUUCUCGAAGAACUCACGGCGCCGUGUGACCCUACUGGGUUGACGAAAACAGGUCUCUGCCCCGACAAGGACGAGAUUUUGGGUGUCGUGGCUUACUUGCUAUGGGCAUUUGUGGUCAAGAGUCUACUGACAACGAUUACAUUUGGCUUAAAAGUCCCUGCCGGUGUUUACGUGCCUUCCAUGGUAGUAGGAGGUCUUAUGGGACGGAUUGUCGGCCAUCUGACUCAGUAUUUUGCGGUUACUUUUCCGGAUUUCUUUAUCUUUGCCGAUUGCCCUGCGGUCCCAGGAACAGAGUCUUGCGUCACUCCAGGUGUAUAUGCGAUGGUGGCAGCAGGAGCAACCAUGUGCGGUGUUACUCGACUGUCCAUCACUCUCGCAGUUAUCUGUUUUGAGUUGACUGGCAGCUUGAACCACGUUCUUCCAUUCUCUAUUGCCAUUCUCUGUGCCAAGUGGACCGCGGAUGCUAUCGAACCCCGCAGCAUUUAUGAUUUACUGACGGAUAUGAACGACUACCCGUUCCUUGACAACAAGGGUCACCCAGUAAGCGAUCAGACAUUGGGUGAUCUUAGUCGAUCCACAGGGCGGCACCGGAUGAUCGAUAUAUCCCAGUCCCCUCUCGUGAAGGCUAGCGAUUUGCGUGGAAAGCUUGAUUAUCUCCUGAUGGCUGGCGAGCUCGAUAGCGCGCUGCCGAUAGUGCGGGACACUGUUUUGGUCGGCUUGAUCCCGAUUACUGACCUCGAGUUUGCAUUGGACAAGCUCGAUGACGAGGACUCGGAAUUCUGUCUCAUGUCUCAUGACCCGAACUGGACCGUUAACGGCAGUGAACACCCAUACGAUACCACUGUUGUACAUGAUUUUACCAUCUACAUUGACCCGUCUCCUGUGGCCCUCGAUCUCCAUUCUCCUUUGGAUUUAGUCUACCAAUGUUUUGUCAAACUGGGACUUCGAUAUAUCUGUGUUAUCGGCAAUGGUAAAUUCCAAGGCCUGGUUCACAAGAAACAAUUCGUCAAGCAUAUGAGAGAAUUAGAGAAGAUUUAA